Cadophora gregata is the source of this 2252-nucleotide messenger RNA. RefSeq lists its product as uncharacterized. The record is from RefSeq and is a predicted model, not a curated record. Gene Ontology annotation, biological process: protein folding. NCBI's taxonomy places the organism in Eukaryota, Fungi, Ascomycota, Leotiomycetes, Helotiales, Ploettnerulaceae. The transcript has a single exon. Gene Ontology annotation, molecular function: Hsp90 protein binding. Bases 165 to 1481 code for a protein of 438 amino acids.
CCGUCAAUUUAAGACAUAGAUUGAUUGACGCUGUCAGCAUUACUUGUACCCGAGUAUUAAGGUGACUUCGGCACGGAACAACAAUAUUCCACUUUGGAGGGGUAAAUUAUUUUUCUUUCUGGAAAGUAAACACCACAAAUCUUCAAGUCCCAAACAUCGCCACCAUGAAAAUAGAAGAGCUUCCCGAGUCUUUCGACAAUUCAGUCGAUAUAUCGUCUCCCCCAAAUACCCAUAAUACAUCUCCAUCCCUCGAAACCGACCUCCUAACAGCCGCUCUCAACGCCCAUGCCUCCUCCACCCCCACCACCCAGGAUGGCAUAACCACACCCGCCCUUCCUCCAGCCCUCGCAGAUAUCCGCCACAAGACCGGCGCUGAGAUCCUCGCAGAUCUGAAUACCGUGCCACUAUUCAUGACCGAAUUAGAAGAGAACGAUGGAAUUGAAGCAUUGAAAGCACUUGCAUACGAAGGCACGCCCGCAGAAGUAGCUCAAGGUUUCAAAGAGCGCGGUAAUGAGAGUUUUGCGGAGAAAAGCUGGAAAGAUGCAAAAGAGUUCUACGAGAAAGGAAUAAAUGUCCUGUUGAUCGAAGUCCGGAAACGACAAGCUGCGAAUAAGAUCCGCUCCAAGUUGAAGGGAAAGGGAAAGCUUGAGGAAGUAGAAGAAGAAAUCGAUGAGGAGGAAAUCAAAAAGGAAAUCAAGAUCCUGGAAGCGUCUCUUAUCAACCGAGCAGCAUGCCAUCUCGAGUUAAAGAACUACCGAAGCUGCACCCUCGACUGCGGCAGCGCACUAAGAAUCAACCCUCGAAACGUCAAAGCCCUGUACAGAUCCUCCAAAGCCCUCCUGGCACUCGAUCGCAUCCCCGAAGCAGACGAUGCCUGUGCACGCGGUCUAGCCCUCGAUCCAGAAAACAAAGCCCUCCAACUCGUCGCCAAGGAAAUCAUCAAGCGCAACGAGAUCGUGGCGGCAAGGAAGAAGAAAGAUCUGGAAAGGGAGCAGAGGAAGAGAUUGGAAGCUUUUACUUUGGCAGCUGCGCUGAAAGCAAGGAAUAUAAAGACAAGGAAGACGGCUCAGCCGCCGGAGAUGGAGGAUGCUGCUAUCUCACUCGUCCCUGAACCAACAGAUCCGACAUCCACGCUGUCCUUCCCUACAGUCCUUCUCUACCCUCUCCACCUGGAAUCAGAUUUCAUCAAGGCAUUUAAUGAGACCGAACCACUCGGUCAUCAUCUCAGCUAUAUCCUACCCUUGCCAUGGGAUAGGAGCGGGGAGUAUACGCCCACGGGAGUGGAGUGCUAUAUGGAGACCGUGACGGGCGGACUUAUCAAAGUUGGGAGGAAAGUCCCCCUGUUGAAGGUGUUGAGUGAGGGUAAUGUGGAGAUUGUAGAUGAGGUUGUGAGGAUAUAUGUUGUUCCGAAAGGAAAGGCUGAGGCGUGGGUGAAGGAGUUUAAGGAGAAGAAGGCGAAGGAGAUGAAUGCUUCGGGAUGAGCUUGCUUCCGUGGGUACAUCCGUGUCAUUUGCGUGUGGUGUGGUGUGUGGCCGGGCAAUCUUGAGGCGCAUCUCCUGUCAUCUCAUCUCACUUCGUCGGCUGAUCUAUUUCGGUCUCAUCGAAUGGCUGAAAUGACGAGACAGGAGAUUUGGAUCAACGAACCGACGGAACGGGUACCUUCUACCCUUGAAAACUCCCAAUAUCUCAAUCCAGCCAUCUGCAUCUCUGGAAAGAAAUUCAAGGAAGUCUAGCGAUCUCGUAGGUCGAUCCAGCAAAGCGGACGGGUACCUGGGUUACGGGCAAUUAGACAUGGCAAGGGACUGCACCGCGCCGACAUGUCAGGAGUAAGAGGAAAAGGAAGAACGGAAUUGGCAUUACUUUUAGUUCCCUGUGUCUGAUUCUGAUUCUGACAGGAGGGUCGUACUGUACGCGGGGACGGACCCCUACGUCUCCGCUUGGAUGGGGAGACGUGCAUGGCAUGGCAUGGCGUAGCAUGGCGGAUUUUGGGCAGUCAGAUCGGGGAAUCCAGAUCUGGGAAGUAUAGUGCCCUUCAGUAGCACGAACUACUUACCGAUGGAUGGACGGACGGCUAGCUAGCUCGGAAAGAAAAGGGGUGGUAGGCCGUUCUGUCUGUGUGUAACAAUGAAAUGAAACCAGAGCUAGAGCCGCGUUGACCACAAAAUUUCUCCUUUCCACCCGUCUCUAUUUUUGCACUCUCUGUGACUGACGUGCCGUGACGUGACUGAGUAACUGCGUGGGUGUGUUGAGUG